GGAAGCCCAGGGCAAAAGAUCUUACCAUCUGUCACUGAAAGAGAAGCAGAAGAGUGUCAGCUCAGAGGGAAAGUGCCUACAGUCCAACAAUAGACUUGGAAAGCAGCACUAAGGUUUCUAUGAAAGAGUUCUAUUCUAAAAUUAGCAUUUCCCCAUAAAAACUGUACAUACAUUUAUAGCCAAGAUAAUUGACUCAUCUGGAAAUUUGCUGAUAAUCGGGUUCAUAUUUUUUGCUCCCUUAUCUCAAAAUGAUUCAAACACCCCACAAAGAUAUAAUGAGAGAUAUUUCAGUGAUCCAUGGAAACACAGCUCCGUUGAUAUAUUAUUUAUACCUCUUGCUUUUGCCAGCACUGAGCUCCGUGCAGUGAUUUGGCUGUGGCUGAAGAGUGCUGGGAUUGCUGCUGUCUCUCUGCCUCCCAUUCUGCUUAUUAUUACAGGCUUUAUUGUAUUUGCCAUGAGAAGGCUCAGGAGGGAAGAUAAAGUGGGAGUAUUCAGCGCGUCAGACUAGUCCAAUGAGAUGGGAUUUUCUCCAGCAGCCGGUGUGGCAUGUGUAUUUGUAAUAUAAAUGUGCUGCUGGAGAAUCAGAAGGAUUCAGAGAGGGAAACAGAGUCUCUUUAUGGCUCUCAAGCAAUAUAUGUGUGAUAAAGUUGCAAAGUGUCAGCCUUUCAGCCAAGAUGAUUAAUGCUGUGGCAUGCAAUGCCUUCUUCCUUUCUCUUUGGGAAUAGACCAACAUUGUUCCUCUGUAGCGAUGGUCUCUCAACUCAUGUGGCUCUUCUUGCUUUGCCUGAGCAGUGGACUGAAAAGAUCAGAAAGUUUGCAUUCCAACGUCAGCCUGAAGGGCUCCUUCCAAAUUCCCAACAUCACUGGUUUAUUCUCCUGGAAUAACUACAACCUGACAGACUGGCAGAGCUUUGUGGGGAAGAAGAGAUAUGGGGCAGAGUCUCAGAAUCCCAUGGUGAAAGCCCUGCUGAUUGUGGCGUACUCCUUUAUCAUAGUCUUCUCGCUUUUUGGGAAUGUCCUGGUCUGUCACGUGGUCAUCAAAAACAAACGAAUGCAUUCUGCAACCAGCUUGUUCAUAGUCAACCUGGCGGUGGCCGACAUACUCAUCACUCUGCUCAACACCCCAUUCACAUUGGCCCGUUUUGUGAACAGCACCUGGAUGUUUGGUAAAGGCAUGUGCCACGUCAGCCGAUUUGCCCAGUACUGCUCCCUCCACGUCUCAGCCUUAACCCUGACAGCCAUCGCAGUGGACAGACACCAGGUUAUUAUGCACCCACUAAAGCCACGUAUAUCCACGGUUAAAGGCGUGGCCUACAUUGCCAUCAUUUGGAUCAUGGCGACCUGUUUCUCCUUACCCCAUGCAAUCUACCAGAAGCUCUUCACUUUUAAAUACAGUGAGGAAAACAUCAGAAGCUUGUGUCUCCCCGAUUUCCCGGAACCUUCUGACCUAUUCUGGAAAUAUCUCGAUUUGGCGACAUUCAUCCUCCUGUAUGUCUUGCCUCUGCUGAUAAUCUCAGUGGCGUAUACCACGGUGGCCAAAAAGUUGUGGCUUCGAAAUGCUAUAGGGGAUGUGACUACAGAGCAAUAUUUUGCUCUCCGUCGGAAGAAGAAGAAGACCAUUAAGAUGCUGAUGUUGGUAGUGGUCCUUUUUGCGGUCUGCUGGUUUCCUUUGAAUUGUUACGUCGUCCUUCUCUCCAGUCAAACCAUCCGCACUAACAAUGCCCUUUACUUUGCAUUUCACUGGUUUGCAAUGAGCAGCACUUGUUAUAAUCCAUUUAUAUACUGUUGGCUUAAUGACAAUUUCAGGUCAGAACUGAAAGCCUUGCUCAACAUGUGCAAGAAGCAGACUGGGCCAAGCGAACACAUGCUGCCUUCAAGCGUCCCUUCUUAUCGAGUUGCCUGGCCUGAAAACCGGAGCUUUAAAAGGUCUCUUGUCUCUCACACCCUUCCAUCGUCUUCAAAUAUACAAUCCGGGAAGACAGAUAUCUCUGCGGUAGAGCCCAUUGUAUCUGUUGGCUGAUGCUGAAGGUGUGACCUGUAUAUUUCACAAGACUGUGUUGAGUUACAUGCGUUCUCAUAGGCAGGAGACCUCACAAAAAUGUCAAACAAAUUGACAAUGGUCAAGAACUGAACAAUGGUUUUCAGUAAAACAUAGGGGCUGCAUAAAUACGGGCACUUGGGGUUUGCCUGAAAGGAAUUGGUACAUUGAACUUAAUUUUCCACAUGAGCAACAAGACCCAGAAAUGAAACACAGGCUGAUACCAAUUGAAGUAUUAUACUACUGACUUACCUUUACUGUAUGUUAUUUAAACUGUAUUUGUUCUUCAUUUCAGGCAUAAAGUAUUUCCAGGGUUGGAUGUUUGCUCAUACUUGAGAACUGUGCUGCCACAGAAAUGUCCCGGCAGGGUUCGUAUUUUCCAAUUUCAAUAAAGCAGCCAAUAAGCCUUUAUCUUUGCUCAGUCUAGUUUUCUGGGAUCCCCAACAUUUGUUAAUUGUGAGCCACAUUCAAAUGUAAAAGAAAUUGGAGAGCAACAUAAGCAUGAAAAAGUUCCUGGGGGUGCCAUAUUAGGGCAGUGAUUGGCUAUUUUUGGUGGACCCUAAGUGGACUUGCAGCCUACAGGAGGUUCUGUGGCAGUACACCAGGUUUUUAUACAACCAAAACUUGA
Xenopus laevis (African clawed frog) is the source of this 2666-nucleotide messenger RNA. It is a transcript of the gene gpr83.2.L, whose product is annotated as G protein-coupled receptor 83 gene 2 L homeolog. Bases 692 to 2020 code for a protein of 442 amino acids. The record is from RefSeq and is a predicted model, not a curated record. Gene Ontology annotation, cellular component: cilium; plasma membrane; membrane. Gene Ontology annotation, molecular function: G protein-coupled receptor activity; neuropeptide receptor activity; neuropeptide Y receptor activity. Lineage: Eukaryota; Metazoa; Chordata; Amphibia; Anura; Pipidae. The transcript is spliced from 4 exons. Gene Ontology annotation, biological process: G protein-coupled receptor signaling pathway; signal transduction; neuropeptide signaling pathway.